UUGCCCUGUCUUCAAUUACCGGUUUUAUCACUCUCUGGAUACCUCUUAACAAGAAAAACAUGAAUCGGCCACAUUUAUGGGGCGCAAUUUUUUUAGCGCUCCUGCAAUUCACAACAUCGGACAAAAUUCAGAGCACUGCUACCAAAUCCAAAGUUAAUAAGAGGGGUUUGAGUUCGUUUUCGCCAAAUUAUGGAUUCACAUCGUUUUUCGGUCAAUCGACACCCAACGAUUUUUUUGGAUUCUCAAAACCUUCGCUAUUCUUCACAAAUCCGCCAACAGGUGGUUUGGAAAUUUCAUAUCCAUUUAAAUCCUCAAAACCAAGUUUUUUUCCAUCCGGUUUUCAACCGAUAACACCUUCACCACCAACAACACCAUCACCGGCUGCGCAAUUCCGUUGCGGGGACUUUUUUCCAAAUCAGUGUCCAGCAUCGAGAUAUCGAACUUACGAUGGAUCAUGUAAUAAUCAACAUCAGCCAACUUGGGGAAUGGCAAAUACACGAUAUGGCCGUCUACUUCCUGCAGAUUAUGCUGACGAUGUGCAUGCACCCAGAGCAGCAGGAAGUGGGAAUCCUCUACCACUUUCAAGAAGUCUCAGCUACAUCCUCUCGCCUGACAUUGAAAUUCUCGAUAGGAAAUGGACCCUCGCUGCUAUGCAGUACGGGCAGAUAAUCACUCACGACAUGGCCAUGAUAGACGGAAGCACGCAGUCAACUGCUCAUCCAACGCAAUGUUGCACAAAUGACGGCCAAUUGAUUCCUGAGGCACUCGACAGUCCGUUAUGUUUUCCAAUUAUUGUGCCAAACAAAGAUCCUGUUUAUAGCGGAAGGAAGUGUAUGAAUUUCGUCCGUAGUAAUACUGACCUUGAUCGCGGUUGCUCGUCUCAAUAUGAACCCGCAGAACAGUUAACAGUUGUUUCACAUUAUAUGGAUCUUUCACUUGUCUAUGGAUCAAGUAAUGAUGUCGCAGCAAGUUUGCGAGCAGGUGUAGGUGGUCGUCUAGUUGUCGAAGUUCGAGGAAAUCGAGAGUGGUUGCCGUCUGCUCAGAAUAGAAGCGCUUGUCAUGAGGGAGCACAAGUUUGCUACAGAUCUGGUGACAGACGAGUAAACCAGAAUCCCCAGUUGACAAUUCUCCAGGUUAUUUUGCAUAGAGAACACAAUCGUGUUGCCGGUGUUUUGGCUCGACUGAAUCCUCACUGGACAGAUGAAACGAUUUUUCAGGAAGCACGUCGCAUCGUUACCGCUGAACAUCAACACAUCUCGUAUUACGAAUGGCUUCCAAUAUUUUUAGGUGUAAAGAAUUCUUUCAAACAUAAGCUUAUUUAUAACACAAAGGACUACGUUGACGAUUAUGAUGCAUCCAUUAAUCCAAGCGUAUUGAAUGAACACUCGACAGCGGCAUUCCGAUAUUUCCAUUCUCUUAUUGCUGGAAAUCUCGAUUUGGUGAAAGAGCCCAGAUUUACCUAUUCAUACAGUGCUUUUAAUUCGUUGAGACUGAGUGACCACUUCAACAAUCCGGCUGUUAUCGAGCGCGGAAAUAAUUUCGAUGACCUCACCAGAGGAUUGGGAACUCAACCGGAAGAGGCAGCGGAUCAAUUCUACGACAGAGAGAUUACAAAUUUCCUGUUCCGUGACAUGGAUCAACUUGGAGUCGAUCUCCGCGCCAUAGAUAUACAACGAUCUCGAGAUCAUGGUCUCGCAUCGUACAAUGAUUACCGUAGCUAUUGUGGAGUUCCAAAAGCAACAACGUGGAAAGAUUUCCUUGACCUCAUUUCCCCUCAGAAUGUACAAAUACUAUCAAAAAUGUUCGAAUCGCCUGACGAUGUAGAUUUAACGGUUGGCGGUAUUUUGGAGAGGCAUGUGCCAGGAACAUUGGCAGGACCAACAUUCCUUUGCAUUUUAACUGAACAAUUCUUUAGGACGAGAGUUGGAGAUCGUUUCUGGUAUGAAAGUGGAGAUACUGACACUGCAUUUACUCUUGAACAAUUGAACGAACUUCGUAAAGCAAGCAUUUCGAGGUUGUUCUGUGACAAUGGGGAUAACAUUCAAUCGAUGCAGAUGAGAGGAUUUGAACAAAUUUCCGAAAGAAAUCCUCUUGUGAGUUGCGACUACAUUCCAGCCAUUGAUUUAUCAUUGUGGAAAGAUUAUGCACAAGGUCCAUCGCUUAUACAACCGCGACCGUCGUAUUUUAAGAAAUAAAAUUUAAUUUAAACUAACUGUUAAUUUUUUUUUAAUUGUUAAUGAAUUUUUGUAAGUUCAUCAUUCCUUUUUGUACAGUUAUGACUAUAUGGAUCAUUCACUCGACGAAAGCUAUUAAUUAUUAUAGCUCUACCAUUGUCAUCAAAUUUUUUUUAUAUUAUAAUAUGAAUUAAAAUACUUUAUCGUCCAAA
Messenger RNA from Leptopilina heterotoma, 2386 nucleotides. Its product is annotated as peroxidase-like. The record is from RefSeq and is a predicted model, not a curated record. The transcript has 14 exons. Gene Ontology annotation, biological process: response to oxidative stress. Bases 60 to 2195 code for a protein of 711 amino acids. NCBI's taxonomy places the organism in Eukaryota, Metazoa, Arthropoda, Insecta, Hymenoptera, Figitidae. Gene Ontology annotation, molecular function: heme binding; peroxidase activity.